AUGGAAAAUGAAAUUGAUGCUGAUGAAUUAGCAGCAAUACUUGCUGAAGAUGAACAAGAACAAGAAGAAUCAAAAUCAAAAUUAUUAUUUUCUGAACAAGCAGAAACAAUGACAUCUGAACAAUUAGUUGAAUUAACAUGUUCACUUAUUGAUAAACCAAUAACAACUAAAAAAAGUUCUACAGACAAAUUUUCUAAUAUUGAUAUGAAUGAUUUAUUUGAAAAUAAAACAUCAAAGUAUGAAAAUCUACAUACGACUUGCAUGAUUCUAUUUAUAUAA
Molecule: messenger RNA, 279 nt
Organism: Rotaria sp. Silwood1
Lineage: Eukaryota; Metazoa; Rotifera; Eurotatoria; Philodinida; Philodinidae
Source: the annotation of a GenBank genome assembly